Molecule: messenger RNA, 8648 nt
Organism: Anolis carolinensis (green anole)
Lineage: Eukaryota; Metazoa; Chordata; Lepidosauria; Squamata; Anolidae
Gene: bmp2k
Product: BMP2 inducible kinase
Exons: 16
Coding region: 327-3725 (1132 amino acids)
Biological process (GO): protein phosphorylation
Molecular function (GO): protein kinase activity; ATP binding
Source: RefSeq, a predicted model, not a curated record
UCGGAGGGGAGGGGGAAGAGGCGAGGGAGUGGCGCAAAGCGUCGGCGCAUGCGCGCUGGGGCGGCUGCGGCUCGUUCGUAGCGGCGGCAGCUUUUCCUCACUCAAGUCAGGCGGAAUGUGAAGCGAGGCUCUGUUGAGGCGAGGCGGUUGACCUGUCGGUCGUCGAAGGGCGGCUUUCCCCCUCACAGUGGGCCUCGGGCCCUCACUGCGUUGCGAGGCGUUCCUGAGGGAAGAAGCAGCUUAAGAAGGGGCGGCUCCUUGGGCGGUGAAGCAGCAGCAGCAGAAGCAACGGCUCCCUUCGGAGACUGAAGCACUUCUCGCCCGCCAUGAAGAAGUUUUCCCGCAUGCCCAAGUCUGAGGGGAGCGGAGGGAGUAAUAGCAGCGGAGGCGGCGGCGGAGGAGGCGGAGGAGGGACGCUGGCGGCGGGCGGCGUGGUGGGAGCCGGGCCCGCGGUGGGCAGCAGCAGGGUCUUCGCCGUCGGGCGCUUCCAGGUCACCGUGGAAGAGCUGCUGGCGGAAGGUGGCUUUUCCACAGUGCUGCUUGUGCGCACACAUGGUGGAGUUCGGUGUGCAUUGAAACGAAUGUAUGUUAAUAAUGUGCCUGACCUCAAUGUCUGCAAAAGAGAAAUAACAAUAAUGAAAGAGCUGUCUGGGCACAAGAAUAUUGUAGGAUAUUUGGACUGUGCUGUCAAUUCUGUGAAUGAUAAUGUGUGGGAGGUGCUCAUAUUAAUGGAAUACUGUCGUGCGGGACAGGUAGUGAAUCAAAUGAACCAGAGAUUGCAGACAGGCUUUACUGAGCCAGAAGUGCUGAGGAUAUUUUGUGAUGCCUGUGAAGCUGUUGCUAGGCUGCAUCAAUGCAAAACUCCCAUUGUUCAUAGAGAUUUGAAGGUUGAGAAUAUUUUGUUGAGUGAUAGUGGAAACUAUGUCCUGUGCGAUUUUGGAAGUGCCACUAAUAAAUUCCUUAAUCCUCAGAAAGAUGGAGUCAAUGUAGUUGAAGAGGAAAUUAAAAAGUAUACUACUUUAUCAUACAGAGCUCCUGAAAUGAUCAACCUUUAUGGAGGAAAGCCAGUUACUACCAAGGCAGAUAUCUGGGCCCUUGGUUGCUUGCUAUAUAAGCUUUGUUUCUUCACACUUCCCUUUGGUGAGAGUCAAGUUGCCAUUUGUGAUGGAAGUUUUACCAUCCCAGACAAUUCCCGUUACUCCCAUGGUAUACACUGUUUGAUAAGAUAUAUGCUUGAACCAGAUCAAGAACGGAGACCUGAUAUCUUUCAAGUAUCUUAUUUUGCCUUUAAACUUGCCAAAAAGGACUGUCCAUUAUCAAACAUUAAUAACUCUCCUAUCCCUUCAGCACUUCCUGAGCCAUUGACAGCUAGUGAGGCUGCUGCUAGGAAAAGCCAAAUCAAAGCUAGAAUAACAGAUUCCAUUGGACCAACAGAAACCUCAAUAGCACCACGGCAAAGACCAAAGGCCAAUACAAGCACUGCCACUUCUAGUGUAUUAGCAAUCCAGAGCUCAGCAACACCAGUCAAAGUGCCAGUUCCUGGUGAUCUUAACAAUGGGCAGAAAGGAGCCUCAAAACCUGGAAGUAGCCAACAGAGCAUGUUGUCCCAAGGAGCUAAUCCACCUUCACAGCAGAACAGAGUGCUCCAACAACUACAGCAGGGUGACUGGAGACUUCAGCAAUUGCAUCACUUACAUCACCAGCAGCAACAGCAAUUGCUUCAAGAUGCAUACGUGCAGCAGGUACAGUAUCAGCAAACAAUGCAGCAGCACAUGAUUCAACAGCAGCUUUUGAUGCGCUCUGUGUACCAGCAACAACCUCCCUCAUCCUCAUAUCCCGCCAUGAUGCAGCAGUACCAACAAGCUCUUCUACAGCAACAGGUCUUUGCGAAGCAGUUGCCACCACCUAAGCAUUCUCCUGAAUUUCUUGCUUCUCCUCAGGAGUUCUCGCCAGCCUUAAUCUCCCAUUCCAAGUCAUUUCCAGCUCAUGUUGGGGCAGCUCUGGACACCCAUUAUUCUACAAAUAGAUUAACUUCCUCUGAUGCAGAGUCUGUUUCCACUUAUCAAAAACAGAACAUCAGUAACCCACCUGAUAUGUCUGGCUGGAAUCCAUUUGGAGAAGACAAUUUCUCCAAGCUAACAGAGGAGGAGCUGUUGGACAGGGAGUUUGACCUCCUGAGAUCAAACAGGCUCGAGGAGAGGAGAACAUCCUCAGAUAAGAAUGUGGAGACACAUUCUGCUCCACAGAACCAUCCUCCAGAAGAUCCCUUUGGUUCUGUACCUUUCAUUUCUCACCCAGGUUCUCCAGGAAGUGAAAUUAAUAGCUCAGCCAGCAAUACAGAACACAAGAUAGAGAGUCCAACCAAAAAUGAAAGGCUUAACCAAGUUGCUGAGGACUGUGAACCUGGAAAGAAAUUGGUGGAAAAACAUACAAAAAAAGGAAGUGAUGAAUCGGAAAGUGAUUUUGAAUCGGACCCCCCCUCUCCGAAGAGCAGUGAGGAAGAGGAGGAACAGGAGGAUGAAGAAGUUUUGCAGGGUGAGCAUGGAGAUUUUAUGGAUGACAAUUACACCGAACCAGAGAACUUUGGCCAGCAUCCUCUUCUCAUGGAUUCUGAGGAAGAUGCAGAAGAUGAUGAUAAGCAAAGUUCUGAUUCUGAUUCUGUUCAUGUUAGGCCUGUAGAGGAGGUGCCUGGUAGUAGAUACAAAAAAGAAGCUGGAAGUGUUGAGACCAAGGAGCCUAUUUUACAAUGCUCUAUAUUGUCUGAGACCAAGGUGAGUCCCAAACAAGAGUUUGAUGUCUUUGGAGCAGUUCCAUUCUUUCCUCUUCAGACUCAAGAGCCUAAACAAAAAGAUAGCAAAGAUUUCUCUCCCCAAGCUGAUUUUCCAGGCUCAGCGCAAGAUCAGGAUGAGUUUGAUGUCUUCACCAAAGCCCCAUUUGGCAGGAAAAUGUCUCAGCAAGAUGAUUUGAUUUCAGGUUGUGAAAAUCAACCUAUUCCUAUAUCUCCUAUGUCUCCUGUGGAUGUUUUUGGAUGUAUCCCAUUCCACCCUUCCUCUGUUUCAAAAAGUGAUGAGAGUAAAGAGGAUCUCUUUGGGCUUAUCCCAUUUGAGGAGAUAGCAGGAAGCGAACAGCAACAGCAACAGAAAGCAAAGCAGCAGCAACGGAAUCUGCAGAAACUCUCUUCUCGCCAGAGACGCAUGAAACAGGAGGGAUCCAAGACCAAUGGAAAGCGCCAUCACGGCACCCCAACUAGCACUAAGAAGACUUUGAAACCCAAUUACCGUACACCUGAAAGAGUCCGAAGGCAUAAAAAGGCUGGUCGCCGGGAUUCCCAGAGCAGCAAUGAGUUCUUGACGAUCUCUGAUUCCAAGGAAAACAUUAGUAUUGCCAUGCCCGAUAACAAAGACAGAGUGAGCUCUCUGCAAACAGAGGAUGCCCUUCUGGAUCCUUUUGGAGCCAAGCCUUUCCACCCCACAGAAUUGGUGCGCCACCCUCAGCAUCAAGGACUGGGUGAUAACCGUGGGGAUCACAACACAGUCGUUCCUGGUAGACCUAGGCAGGGCUCACUGCUUGGCAGUAUUCAGUCUGGCGAUGGACUAAAACUAACAGAUGAUUUUGGGGCAGUUCCUUUUACAGAACUUGUGCCUAGUAUGGCAUCACAACAAAGCCAGCAACAGGCAGGAGAGUUAGAUCCAUUUGGAGCUGCUCCAUUUCCUUCUAAACAGUAGACUCUUCCAGAUUUAUCUCUUGAAUUACAUUAUUCUGAUUAUACACACCACCACAAUAUCCAAGUGGUUGAAAUAAGAGGAAGCUGUUCUUACAAUUACUACUUAAUUCAUUUUCAGUAGUGACUAGAGCCUCUGUUUUUAAGUACAGCAUAUACAGUAUGGCUAUAGUGAAGGGUAAACCUUUUCAAUAAGAAGUUUUUCCCCAAAAGAAAAGUUAUACAUUAGCUACUAUGGCAAUUUUUUAUCCAUCCAUAACCAUUAUGUCCUUCCUGUGGCGCAGUUACACUUCAACAAAUAGAUGGAAAAUUUUAUGUACCGUAAGUGGUCUGAUGGGACAGGAUCCAUCAAUACAAACUUGAAAAAAUGCCUAAAUAAGAAGCUCGAUUUACUUGGAACUGAUUCACAGUGUUUGAUCUAAAGCUUUAUUCUCUCUUAAACAUCUUGGAACAUUGGUUUGUUGGCUUAAGAUUGAUUCCUACAGCAUGUUUGAAGAAAUCCAGAUGUCUCUUUAUAUAUGUAUGCCAGAACUCUGCUUUUUUCCAAUAAGUGCCAUUAACCUGAAACAGGGAUAGCUGUAACUCUUUUAAGAUUUCAAGAAUUUUGGUAGAGUACAGUACUCGAACAAAUUGGGAAUGUUGAAAGGAAAUUGCAGUACACAGCUGGACUUGUACAGUCCAUUUCAGAAGAGAGAGACUUUUAUUUGCAUGUAGUGUCUGAAAAGACAAGGGCGAACAGAAACCAGAAAACGUGUAGCAAGUUCAGACCUGUAAAAAUAUUAAGUGUGAUUUUUACCCAUUGUCUAGUUCCUUUAACUGGGCUUUUGUAUUACAGAUAAACUAUGGAUGUCCUAAAAGUGGUUUUUUAACCCCCUUCCAAGAUUGCUCUUAAUGUUUUUCAUUCUCUCACAAUAUUAUACUUCUAAGAGUCCAUGAAAAAUAUCCUGAGCUCUAAAAAAAAAUUGUAACUUGAAUUUAGGCAGUUUCAGUGAAAAAGUAUAAAACCAGAGGCUGUAUAAAAAGCAAUUCUGAUUUGAGUGUGCUACCAGUAAACUGCAUAAACCACCAAUGCCUUACAACUGGGAUCACCAUGUCCUGUUAUAAACUUACCUCUGAGCCAUUUGGUGCUCUUGAGACACUGUUUUAAAAACAUUAGUGCAUAACGCUGAGUGAAUGCAUAGUACACCUCUGAAUUUUCAGCUUGAGAGAUGGUAUUUUGAAUGUUCUUGGCUGUUUGCAUCAGGUAUGGCCAUCCUAGAGGGCAGCUUGAGUUUUGGGAAGCUUGGUCUUCUGAGAUGAGAGAUCACCUUGGUGGUUACUUUAUCUAAAUUACACAAUAGGGUGUGGUUAGAAUCUAGAGAAUGCCACAUGGAGAGCAAUGUAGACUAUGUGUGCCCCUGUGUGUUGGAUUUCACAACAAAAUUAAUUGGUUCCUGCUGCUUCUACUACAAUCAGCACUCUUCCUUCUUCUUGGAGCUUACAGUAACCCUAAAACUUGCUUCAGAGGGAUAGGAAAUCCCCUGGCACAGGUUUUGGCACCAUGGAGGGCUGCAAUAGGUGAGAAGAAAAGAAAAGUCCAAAUUUUUGAUGGCUUUAGAUAUGUACACCAUUGUAUUUUACAAAUUCCAAAGAUCUUUCUGAGUUCAUGCAUACUUGACACAUGAUCCUGGGAUUUGCACAUUCAUUCAUUAUUUGGGUGAAUCUGAAUAGAAGCACUUUGGUACAUUUUAUACAAGGUACACAAAUUGGUCUUUGGGGUGUAUCUUGGGUACUGAUUAGAUGGCUUGAAUGUAGGGGAAGAAAUGUGCCAGAAUUGGCAAAUUUCCUUGAAAGGUAACUGGGGGCAUCUUCUGCCCUCAGUCAUCACAUGAAAGCAAAAUAUCAAAAGACAAACCUUUUGAUAAUUUGUUACUACAAGGUAAAUUUGAAAGUAGUGAACGAUGGAUACCCCUUAAAAGUUAUUUUUAGGAAAACAGUUGUGAUCAGGGGUUCCUUUUUUCCAGGAGAGUAGUCUUGUAAGGGUUUUAUAUGAAAUUCUGACUAGGGGUGUGUUUCUACACUAGAAUGAAGCAAUCACUGUCAGGAUAAGUUCAAAUUCCAAAGGCAGUAAAGCAUUUCUUUUAUACUGUUAAAUAUUUCUGAAAAGCACAUUAAGUGAAAAAUAGUUAGCUCUGUAUGUACUUCUGUAUGCUUGCUUCCUUAUUCUUGUGCCAAAACCUCUAAGAAUGCAGUACAGAAGUUGCUAAAAAGCAGCAAAAUUGCCACUGGAUAUCUCUAUCCAAAGACUGCUUCAAUCAUGACAAGAUUUCCUGGCCAGAAAGCGAUAAGCUAUGUCUUCCCAGGAUGUGAACCUACAGUAAACAGAAGGCAGCAUUCAUUCAUAUUGGUCCCUUAUUGUGUACAUGGAAAGGCCUUUUGAGAAGGAAAUGUGUCAUGAUUGAAGCAUCCAUAAUGAAUUGACAUUCCAAAACCUGCAGAGGUGACCACAUCCAUCAGGUGCCAAAGUAAUAUCCUCUCACUGUUUCUAAAAAUGUAGGUGCUUUCAGGUUGCAAAAAGUGAGCAUCUCCUAACCUUCAGUAGUUCUGAAAUCCCAUUGAAAUUAAUGGUACUUUAAUUUACACUUAAUGUGAUUCUUAAUGUUAUUUUUAUGGCUUGAACUAUCUGGUUGAUUUUCCAAGUGGUCUGAACAACCUUUUUUCUUGCAUGACAAAUGGAUAGAGUCCUUCCCCCCCCAAAGUUAAGAAUGUGAAGUUUUAUAUGAAAAAUACCUAAGAAUAAUCAGAUUGUUGCAUUAUUUAUGUGCAAUAACCUACAUUAUUUUCAGUAUUUUCCUGAAUUUUCUUUCUUAUACAUAUAGCAAGUUAUUGAUAGAUUUGCUCUACUUUCAUAUAGACAUACAAAAAGCAUUUGACCAAGAGAUACAAUUUUAUUCUGCAAUAAUUAAGUGGUGCGGAGGGCAGGAGUAGCACAUUGGUUUAGUUCUCACUUGCUUCUGGAUCUCCCAAGUGUUUCUCUUGAAAAUUAGUUGUGCCAGAAAAUUAACAAGGCCUUUUUCAGUCAUCAGGUCUGAUAGAAAGUUAUUUUUUUUCAGAGGAAAGUCUCUUGGAGAAGAAUGCUUAUUGCUUGUAAUGUGUGUGCGUGCUGGUUUAUUGUGUGUGGAGGUAAAUAGUAUGCAUGAGUAUAAGGGCAAAAAGUAUGGACCUCUGCAGGUUUGGGGCCUAAAAUAUAUUCUGUAGCAUAUUUCUUUUAAGGCCAAAGUAAACAGAAGUGGCCAUUCAAGUUAAAGCCAACAUUCUUUGCUUUCCAGUAGGGUUUCUGAUAUCCUCUUUGCUUCUUAUAUUACAGACUGGAGAUAGUCUCUUUUUGCAUAAGAUAUUAUUUUCAUAGGUCACUGUAAAUAAUGAUAAUUAUUAUUAUGUUUUGGUUUUUUUUAAGCAUUUGUUCUGAGUAUAGUGGCAGACCCCUCAAAACUGAUUUCUGCCUACUUUGCUUUUGCCAAGAAACUGUGGAAAGUGUGUGUAAUGUUUCUGGACUUCAUAUAAGACAUUUAUCAAUACCUUUGGGGAAAAUGUUGUUGCUUAUAUUGUGUGGGUACUGUGUGCAUACGAAGACAAGUCUCAUGGUCUUCUGUAAAAUAGUAUAAAGAUACCGAUUCAUACCAAUGACAGCCCAACUGAGAGUUAUUGUUCUCUCCAGAUAUUUUUUCAGUAGUAUGUAGCAGACAGCCAAGUAGGGGUUGAAUCCUGUUUUGUAGUCCUACCUACAGCAGAACAAUUUAAUUGUUCUUCAAGUUACCAAGUUCUCAUGGACAAUCUACUUGAGUUGGGACUAGCAAGUGUGUUUAGCCCUUGAUCUUCCAAAAUCUACUAGGGAUGGAAAAACAUAGGUUUUCCUAAGGUGCUUUUUUUUUUUUAACUAUUCUGACAACUAGGCCUACUAUUUAAUUCCAGAGGUGGAAGUAACAUGCUGUGGAAAAACCUUCAGCAUGGUAAUUACCAGCAGUCAGUAUUUUGUAUUUUCUAUAAAAAUCACCUCGGGAUAAUGGUACUGUCAGCCAGAUUUAUAAGUUCUAAUCCAGUGAAAGUACAAUGGUUGAGCCUAGUGAAUCCUUCACUGCCACUCGCUAAUUCAAAUAUUGGUUUGGGGGAUCUAAAUUCCCUUUUGUAUCUAGCCUGUAUAAAAGAAGGACCUAUCUAUCCAUAUAUCCUGCUUGAUCCUUCUUAAACUCAGUGGCAAGCAGCCAAUAAUUUACAUGGAAGUUUCAGUGUCUAAGUUGGGAAGGCGUGAAAAGAAGUCCUCACCAUUCUCCUCCUCCCGAAAAAAAAAGAACCUACUGUGAGAAUAAAUGGAUACAGCUACUACUGUGAGAAUAGCAACUAGAGUUUAUCUGAAGAUUUUUUUUAUAUAUAUAUAUAUAUAUACGAUAGGGUGUAUUUUUAUAUAAGAGAAACGUAUAUAAAACAUACAUGCGCACAUAUCACAUCUCUUGGAGUUUGUGAUCUAAAACAUAACAUUGCAGUCACAAUCAUUUACAAAGCAUUGGGGAAAAGAGCAAAUUCCAGCCAAAAGCUGCUAAAAGAAUAACAGGAAAAUGCAAACACAAUGUUAGCCCAGUUAUUUUUCUAGAGUGCUCCAGUCCUUCUCUGGAAAGAAGUGUAGUAUCUAUAGCAAAGUUUGGUUUCUGUGGCUAUGACAACACUCAAGAGUAAAACUGUGUAAUGCUAUAUUUUAAUUGCUGGCAAAACAAAAAAAAAACAGCUUUAAGUGCACUUUUUCAAAUUACACUUCCAUUUCUUGUUAGACUUGAAAUUUCUAAAGCGCUUGUGUGUGUGUGUACCACUAAUACAGAACUUUAACUUUUGUGUGAAAUUGUAUCUGAGAAAACAACUUUCAGUUGUUACUAAAUAAAUAUACAAGAUACCAUGA